AAUUAUUAUUAAAAAUAUACUUAUUUAUUUAUCUAAUAAUGCAAAUAACUAAUCUCUUUUUCUACCAUGAAUGCCAUAAUAGCGCUCUGCAAUUUUUGCGAAGUGCAUGGACCAAGUGUGAUAUUUUGCACACAAAUUACUCAUGACACAGCUGAUAUACCAGUUAAUCCAAAAGAAGAUGUGGCUUGCAAGUCCUGUCUGUCUCUGGGGCCCUAUGUGGCCAUGCUAUCGAAGGAUGAUAAGGAACAAAUUUAUAUUAGCACACAAAAUGCCAUUAUCGAAGAGAAUGCUACUUUGUUGAAACAUGCUUGUGUUAGGAGCUUGAGCUGUGAGGUAAGCCCAGAUAAAGAUGGUGGUUUAAUUUAUUUUGGUGAUUCUACUAAUGGCCAUGUUCUCAGCUUCACGUUUCAACUGGCUGAUGCUUAUUCAAGAGGUUUUCGGAGAUGGUUUUCUUUAAUAGUAUUGAUGAAAGAUCGUAUGUUUUUACUAAAUCUCAGUCCUUUUCUAUCAGAGCAUCUGAAGACAAUAUCAAAAGACUUACAAGAAAAGGCAAAAGCCGUAUUCGAUGAGGAAAAAUCUCAAACUGCUCCAAAACCCCAAACAUCAAGAUCAGCAGCUCUACAAAUAAAAUCUCUUCCCGAAAUGACAAACAAACCUCAUAUUUUUGCACAUCUCCAUGCAUAUUUUACAUGGUUAAUAAAAACUGGUGGAAGUUAUUAUGAAGAGGUACCACUUAGAAUAAUACCAGAACCAAAAUCAUUUGCAGACAUCGAAGGAGAAUUUACUAUAGUGAAUUUGAAACCACAAGACCAAAAGUUGAAUGAAAAUAUAACACCUAUCAAAAUGGGUCUGCGUGAUGUAAAAAAUAUACUCAGCACAAAUGCUUUUAACAGUUUAAUUUAUUGUGUAUUGACUGGUAGACAAAUAAUAAUUCGGGGAACAAGUGAGACAGCUCUACCAAUUUUAAACAGUCUGCGUGUACUGUUUCCUUCUGCUCACAGACCCCCAAAAGUUACUUUGAGUGACAUUUAUUUAUCGCCAAAAUUAUCACCCUUGCUGGGUAUAGGAAUUCAAGUUGCAGCACCUCAACCAUGUAAUAGCAUUUUUAGAAUUGAUGUAGUUGAUAAUAAUUAUUUGGUGAAAUGGACAGGAGAAUUGCCAGAAAAAUAUCCUGGUCUGCAUAUGAAAAUAAAUACUGCUGUGGAGAAUCCACGGUUAUCAGAUAAAGCUUUGCUGAGGCAAAUUAUUGCUCUGGUAGAGGAUUAUCAAAACACAGCAAUGGCAAUAAAAGCAGGUUUACUCGUAAACUCAGCCGAAGAACUUAAACCACUGUACAAUGUUUUAGGCAUUCAAACAACAGACAAACCUGUAAUUGACUUUUGGGUUGAGCGAUAUGUAAUAGAAAAAUAA
Ctenocephalides felis (cat flea) is the source of this 1410-nucleotide messenger RNA. RefSeq names its product folliculin-like. The record is from RefSeq and is a predicted model, not a curated record. Gene Ontology annotation, biological process: positive regulation of GTPase activity; positive regulation of TORC1 signaling. Lineage: Eukaryota; Metazoa; Arthropoda; Insecta; Siphonaptera; Pulicidae. Gene Ontology annotation, molecular function: GTPase activator activity. Gene Ontology annotation, cellular component: cytosol.